GCAGCCAUGGCCGCGGGGCUCCCCGGCAGCCUCCCGCUCCUCCUCUCGCUGCUCUGCCUGCGCGGCCGCGGGCAGAGCUUCGGGCAGACGCGCUUCAUCUGCACCUCGGUGCCGCUGGACGGGGACAUGUGCGCGGCCACCGCGCCGGGCACCGGCUCGGCCGAAGAGCUGAAGAGCACCGUGCUGCAGCUGCGGGAAACGGUGCUGCAGCAGAAGGAGACUAUCAUGAACCAGAAGGAAACCAUCCGGGAGCUGACGGCCAAGCUGGGCCGGUGCGAGAGCCAGAGCGUGCUGGAGGGGCUGCCCGGCGAGAGCAAGGGCGGCGGGGCCGGCAGGAAGGGGGGCUUCUCCAAAAACACCAUGGGGGACCUGUCGCGGACACCGGCGGCUGAGACCCUCAGCCAGCUCGGGCAGACGCUGCAGUCCCUGAAGACCAGGCUGGAGAACCUCGAGCAGUUCAGCAGGAUGAACUCCUCCAGCCAGACCAACAACCUGAAGGACAUCCUGCAGAACAAAAUCGACGACUUGGAGAAGCAAGUGCUGUCCCGGGUGAACAGCCUGGAGGAGGGCAAGUACAACCCCAAAAACGAGUCCGAGGAGCGCGGCAAGAUCGAGAGCACCCUCACGUCGCUGCACCAGCGCAUCAGCGACCUGGAGAAAGGCCAGAAGGACAACCGGCCCCCGGACAGGUUCCAGCUCACCUUCCCGCUGCGCACCAACUACAUGUAUGCCAAGGUGAAGAAGAGCCUGCCCGAGAUGUAUGCCUUCAGCAUCUGCAUGUGGCUCAAGUCCAACGCCUCCCCUGGCAUGGGCACCCCUUUCUCCUAUGCUGUGCCGGGGCAGGCUAAUGAGCUGGUGCUCAUUGAGUGGGGCAACAAUCCCAUGGAGAUCCUCAUCAAUGACAAGGUGGCCAAACUGCCCUUUGUCAUCAACGACGGGAAGUGGCACCACAUCUGCGUCACUUGGACCACACGGGACGGUGUGUGGGAAGCCUACCAGGACGGCACGCAGACCGGCAACGGCGAGAACCUGGCACCCUACCACCCCAUCAAGCCCCAGGGCGUCCUGGUCCUGGGCCAGGAGCAGGACACGCUGGGCGGCGGGUUCGACGCCACGCAGGCCUUCGUGGGGGAGCUGGCCCACUUCAACGUGUGGGACAGGAAGCUGAGCCCCGGGGAGGUGUAUGGCCUGGCCACCUGCAGCACCAAGGCGCUGGCGGGCAACGUCAUCGCCUGGGCCGAGGCCAACAUCGACAUCUACGGCGGGGCCAGCAAAUGGACUUUCGAGGCCUGUCGCCAGCUCAACUAGGGCCACGGACAAGCGAAAGAAACCUCCUCAUCGGGCUCUUUUUUUUUUUUUUUUUUUUCUCUCCUUUUUUCUUUCUUUUUUUUUUUUUUUCCCCGCGCAAAGCCAACGGAGAACGAAGCCUCCCGGCCGGUCCCGAGGAGCGGGGAUGCCCCGGCAGCGGGGCCGCCCGCCCCCGGAGCCCCACGACCCUCCGGUUUCUGUCUUGCCAACGUCCUUCAACGCCUGCGUGCCUUGGCCUGGCGCGGCUGCGCCCCCUCCCGCCCCCCUCCCCGGGCCCGGCCCCCGCUUCGCCGCCGCCUCCCCCUCCGGGGCAGCCCCGCUUGCCCUGGGCACCGGCGCCUUAAAAGGCUGCGGGGCCCGGACCGGAGUCUCCCCCCCGGGCUCCUCUCCCUCCAGCCUGAAGCCCCGUCCCGGGAGGGUGAUGCCCCCGGAGCCGGGGGAGGGUUGCAGCCCCCCCGGGGGUGCUCCCACGCGGGAGCCGGGGCCGCAGCAGUGCCCAGGGCUCCAAGGAGGGGGCGACCUCCCUGCUCGCACCCCCGGGGUAGGGAACCCUCCCCUUCCCCGACCAGCGCCGCUCUCCAGCACCACAGCCAUAGCCCCGGGCUGCGGCGGGCACCGGGACGGGACCCUCUUCGACGGGAACCCCCGCCGGCCCCGCUCCCCGACCUGCCGCACUCAGGUACGUCCCCCCGGCCCCGCCUGCAGCCCCCGAGGCCUCCUACGCGCCGUAGCUGGUGAAAAAAUAGCCUUUACCGUCCCCUGGAAGUUUAGCUACCACUAAAAAGUCUGAAGCCUUUCUGCUUUUGAUAAUACACUCUUGUUUUUUCUCUUACUGUAAAGGGAAGUUUAUUACCAUAAAAAAAAGGUAUUUUUAUGAAGAUAAAAAAUAUAGAAUUAAGCAGUGCUCCCUGAGAAAAAAGUACUUUGAGAUUCUGCAGGAAAAAGAGAUAAAGAUGCAUAUUUUGAAAUAA
Molecule: messenger RNA, 2279 nt
Organism: Apus apus (common swift)
Lineage: Eukaryota; Metazoa; Chordata; Aves; Apodiformes; Apodidae
Gene: NPTX1
Product: neuronal pentraxin 1
Exons: 5
Coding region: 7-1308 (433 amino acids)
Biological process (GO): axonogenesis involved in innervation
Cellular component (GO): neuron projection; plasma membrane
Source: RefSeq, a predicted model, not a curated record